AUGGAACACAGCCCUAUACCCCUAACAGCCCGAGAGGCUGCCUCUGGUCUCCUGGGCUCAAUCUCUAUGACAUGUUGGUUUUUUCUUCUGGUCCCCCAGCUGAUAGAGAACUACCGCAAUGGCAACGCAGAAGCUAUAUCUCUCCUUUUCGUCUUCGUCUGGUUCAUAGGCGACAUCGCAAACCUCGCGGGCGGCCUGCUAGCCGGGCUGGUGCCCGUGAUAAUUGCAAUUGCAGUAUACUUUUGCAUUGCAGAUGGCGUGCUGAUUGCCCAGUGCCUUUACUUCAAAGCGCGUAAUUCGCGCCGCGAGCCUCUCCUCCGCCGACGCUCGUCCACCGAGACACCGGAUCCAACUACUCCGCUCCUGGGUCGGCGCUUCAGUGACCCACUCGGAUCUUCGCAGUCGCGGCGCCGGUCGUCGGGCUCCCAGCGUGGCUACCAAGCUGGUGGCAGGCGGGAGAGCGAGGUCGAGGAUACCCUAGCCAAGAUCGUCGAGGAGAACGACUAUGGCCGCAAGGCGUGGGCCAAGAACAUCACCAGCGUUCUCGGUAUCUUCCUUAUUGGGAUGGCGGGCUGGGCAGUGGCUUGGCGGACGGGGAUGUGGGAGCCAGCGCCUUUGGAAAAUAACCAUGGUACCGAGGAGGCUACUGGGGGCUUGGUGCUGGGAUACGUCAGUGCUGUGUGUUAUCUGGGAGCGAGAUUGCCUCAGAUUUACAAGAACUACAGCGAGAAGUCUUGCGAAGGAUUGUCCCUUUUGUUUUUCAUUCUCUCUUUGCUUGGGAACUUGACCUACGGUGCAGGGAUUCUUUGCCAUUCAACAGAGAAAGAUUAUUUCCUCACCAAUCUUCCAUGGCUGAUUGGAUCGCUGGGCACCAUGGUGGAAGAUGUGGUCAUCUUCAUCCAAUUCCGGAUUUACGCUGUUCAAGACCCUAGUCUUUCAGCGAUUUCAUAA
This is a messenger RNA of Penicillium bovifimosum, 951 nucleotides long. RefSeq names its product PQ-loop repeat-containing protein. The record is from RefSeq and is a predicted model, not a curated record. The transcript has 5 exons. Gene Ontology annotation, biological process: basic amino acid transmembrane export from vacuole. Bases 1 to 951 code for a protein of 316 amino acids. NCBI's taxonomy places the organism in Eukaryota, Fungi, Ascomycota, Eurotiomycetes, Eurotiales, Aspergillaceae. Gene Ontology annotation, cellular component: fungal-type vacuole membrane.